Carlito syrichta (Philippine tarsier) is the source of this 585-nucleotide messenger RNA. RefSeq names its product interferon lambda-3-like. The record is from RefSeq and is a predicted model, not a curated record. Gene Ontology annotation, biological process: positive regulation of immune response; innate immune response; defense response to virus. The coding region runs from base 1 to 585 and encodes 194 amino acids. The transcript has 5 exons. Gene Ontology annotation, molecular function: cytokine activity. NCBI's taxonomy places the organism in Eukaryota, Metazoa, Chordata, Mammalia, Primates, Tarsiidae.
AUGGUGCGGGGCUGCACGCUGCUGCUGCUGCUGAUGGCCACGGUGCUGACCAGGGCUGGAGCCGGUCCUGUCGCCAGAACCCCCAGGGCUCACCCACAUGCGAGGGACUGCCACAUCGCCCAGUUCAAGUCCCUGUCCCCACAGGAGCUGCAGGCCUUCAAGAGGGCCAAGGACGCCCUGGAAGAGUCCCUGUUGCUGAAGGACUGCAGGUGCCACUCCCGCCUCUUCCCCAGGACCUGGGACCUGACGCAGCUGCAGGUGUGGCAGCGCGCAGUGGCCUUGGAGGCUGAGCUGGCCCUGACCCGGAAGGUCCUAGGGACCGUGGCUGACCCGACCCUGGGGGACGUCCUGGACCGGCCCCUCCACACGCUGCGCCACAUCCACUCCCAGCUCCGGGCCUGUGUCCCGGCUCAGCCCCCCACAGGCCCCAGGCCCCGGGGCCACCUCCAUCACUGGCUGCAGCGGCUCCAGGAGGCCCCGGAGAAGGAGUCCCCUGGCUGCCUCCAGGCCUCCGUCACGUUCAACCUCUUCCGCCUCCUCACGCGGGACCUGAAAUGUGUCGCCAGUGGAGAGAUGUGUGUCUGA